Molecule: messenger RNA, 1029 nt
Organism: Pieris rapae (cabbage white)
Lineage: Eukaryota; Metazoa; Arthropoda; Insecta; Lepidoptera; Pieridae
Gene: CPR36
Product: larval cuticle protein LCP-22
Exons: 3
Coding region: 221-997 (258 amino acids)
Cellular component (GO): chitin-based extracellular matrix
Molecular function (GO): structural constituent of chitin-based larval cuticle
Source: RefSeq, a predicted model, not a curated record
GAAAAUACUUUUCUAACAAACAUGUUUAGUAGCGAUUAACUUUAUUAACAUUUCCACACUUCCGCAUUAACCUAUGCUCCGACAUUAACUUUUCGUAAGAAUUGUUUUUUUAUUGGUAUUAUGUUUUUAAUCUUGUUUGACAAGUGGGUUGUCUUCUAUUAUAGCGACGAUUCAUCCACGAGUAUUUGAUGUGUUAUGACGCAUAUGAAUUUAUUCAAAUAUGUAUUUUCGAUUAAUUGCAUUAUUCGUGUCGUUUGUUUGUCUGUGUGAUGGAAGUGCUGAGAAUAAUGUACCAGUAAAUGAGGUAACAGAUAGAUUGUUUACGUAUGCAAAAGUUCAUCCAGCAUUCUUCGAAUCACCCGAAACACAUGUACAAAAGCGAGAAAGUCCAGCCGAAACACGCCUAACAGUUAACAAAAACGAAAUUCCCGUGACUGUAGUUUAUGAAGCAACAUCAGCAAAACCUGAAAAAACCAGAAGGCGGAAGCUAAGACGCCAAGGCAGCAAGAAUGUAACGCAAACACAAAGUACUAUCAAAUCCACGACUCCGUUACCUAAAUUAACAACUGUGAGUACAGUGAAAGGCGUAAGAACAUUUCCUAAACGUCCCGAAGAAGACAGCAAAAGGAUUGAGUUCCAAAGACGGUCGCGCGUGCGCCCUCCAGUUGUGAAAAUUUUAGACGCGAAGAAUUUUGUUUACGCACACAACGGUAACUUCCAUUACAGCUACGAUACGGCGGAUGGAACAAAGAUUUCCAGCGAGGGAAAACUCUUAAGGAAUGAAAAGAAUGAGGGAACGGGAGAAGCUGUCAUAGGAAGCGUAUCAUACACAGAUUAUGAAGGGAAAGACUACAGUCUUUCAUACACCGCUGAUGAAAACGGUUAUCGUCCUGUAGGAGCUCAUCUACCCACCCCACCGCCUAUUCCACCGGAGAUUGCACGCGCCUUAGAAAUCCUCGCUACUAAGAAACCAGACAUAGGAACGGAUUAUUAUUAAAAUGUUAAUAUAAAUAUUAUAGUUAUUAAAUA